CCCCCGGCACCCGGCUUGGGCCAGUCGUCGCUGGCGAUCUUGUCCGCCUCGCCCUCGUCCAUUUUUCCUCAGCCGUGCUGUCCAAACUGAUGCAUCGUGUCCACAACUCGACAGCUGGCCCGUACCUGACCAUUUGCUCUCUCGUCGCCUUCCCGCUCACUUUCCCAUCUGCUCAUACCUGAUUCCCCCUCUUCCGUCUCAUCGUUAUUCUCGACUGCAGCGCAUGCUCCCAUGCUCAGCCAGCUACCCCACAUCGGCGGCGCUGACUGUGAAUCAAAACCAGGAACGCAGCCGGAUGCAGGUACUUUCCUCAGGUCGACACGUACCGAUCCGCCCCUCUCUCGACCCCGUCGCAUAUGCUCGCGCUCUCUCUCGCAAUGGUAAACAAGCCAGAGUGCCAGCCACUCGACGCCACGAUCUGUUGUGUGUCGUACAUCACCAUUGCAUCAAAGCCCCCGCGGAACGGCUGGUUUCAUCACCAUGGGGGGUUGCUUCCCGCAAUAUUUCCGCGAAUGCGCAUCCUUCCGUUGCCUCUGCAUCAGCUAGCGCUGCAACCCGGCUUGCAUCCAAGGCUCACGGCAAGUCUAGCGACGCCUUUGUGGUUGUGCGAUGCUGGGCUGCAGACAGUGUGCCAUGCACGAGCCGAUCAAGCGGCCCCUUGAUGUCCCAGGGCUGUGACUUUUUAGUGGAGCAGAACGCUCUAGACCAGCCGAUCGUCGUGUCCGGCAUUCUGUGCCAAGCCUGCUGAGCGACAAGGGGAGGGGUUCGGCAGGUUGGUUCCAGCCGGACUGUCCUGCCGUCGUUCGUGCUGCUGGGAGAUCGGCACCAACUCGGAGGACCAUGCCGACGACACGCUGCUCUUCGACGAUGGCGGUUGACGCACAGCACAUGGGCAACUUUCCAAUCUGCAUGGGGGAGAAAUAUAGGACGAUCAGGCACGGGACGUCAGGGAUGCAGUAUCACAUGGCAUUGGCGACCAGAGAUCCAACACGCCGCUCCGUCCCCUUGCGAUCCUCUGAGAC
This is a messenger RNA of Microdochium trichocladiopsis, 1022 nucleotides long. RefSeq lists its product as uncharacterized. NCBI's taxonomy places the organism in Eukaryota, Fungi, Ascomycota, Sordariomycetes, Xylariales, Microdochiaceae. The coding region runs from base 224 to 748 and encodes 174 amino acids. The record is from RefSeq and is a predicted model, not a curated record. The transcript has a single exon.